UCAUUGCUAUUUCUUGACUUCUGUUGAUUUGAAGGCUACAGUUAGAAACUGGUAAUCGAAAGGCUGCGCCCUAGUUUGUAUCCAAUCAGAGCGUAUCUGUCGCGGAGUGGAUCAGGCAGCAAUGCGUAAACAAGUGCUGGUGCCUCCUCCGCCCCUUUCGCCUAUCAUCUCUGCGCCGAGCAGUUCCGUGUUCUGCCGUUGUACUUUCUCAUGUGCAGCUUCCUCGCAUCACGCACACUGUAUUUGUCCAGACAGCUCCGUCACCGACAUGCACUCGUGAUAUAUUCGGGAAGCUCACAAGACCCGGUGGGUGAGAAUGCCAUCUUCGUGGUGCCCUGUCUCACACAGCACUCCAUAGACUAUGUUGGCCCUGCGUGAAGCAUCCCAUCGGAGUGGUCGCCCAUGAGGGCCCUGCUACCAAGAUCACCCACCAUCACCACCACAAGGCACUGAUUUCUCCACCCCCAGCCUACUGAGUGAGAGUCCCCUACUUCCCCUGCUGAGCGACCCCAUCUCACCCCACCCGGUCCCCUGCUCCUCCUUCCUCCUUCCCCUUCCCCUCUCCACCCGUCCUCUUAUCUUGUCACCCAGUCAUCUGGUCACCUGUGGCCAGCCUGUGCAGCUCCAAUGAUGGCCGCCACACCCAGGAAGCACCUGGUCAAGGACUUCAACUACUUCAUCACUUGCUACGUGUGCAAAGGCUACCUGAUCAAGCCCACCACCGUCACCGAGUGUCUCCAUACAUUUUGUAAGAGCUGUAUUGUGCAGCACUUUGAGGAGAGUAACGAGUGCCCCAAGUGUGGCAUCCAGGUGCACGAGACCAACCCUCUGGAGAUGCUCAGGCUAGACAACACUCUGGAGGAGAUCAUAUUCAAACUGGUGCCGGGGCUUAGAGAAAGAGAACAGCAGCGGGAGAUGGACUUCUGGAAGAGGAACAAGCUGAGAGAAAAUGGAGAAGAUGGCCCCAGGUCCAAGAGAGCACGCACAGAUUCAGAUGAUGAGGAGGAUGCCGAUCAGGACUAUCACCGUAGCGACCCUCAGAUCGCCAUCUGUCUGGACUGCUUGCGGAAUAACGUCCCGGUCGCGGAGAACACUGUCAAGGGCUUAAUGAAGAAGUUUAUUCGCUGCUCCACACGGGUCACCGUGGGAACGAUCAAGAAGUUCCUCAGCCUCAAGCUGAAGCUACCGAGCUCAUACGAGUUGGACGUCCUAUGCAACGGUGAGAUCAUGGGUAAAGACCACACCAUGGAGUUCAUCUACAUGACACGAUGGCGACUGCACGGCGAGAACGCUUAUCCAAUGGUAUUGGAAUACAGGCCACGGAUUGACUUUGGCUGACCAGUGAGAACACGGGGGGCUUGAGGCCUCUUCUGCACUACCUUCAAAGCCCAUUGGUCGACAGCACAAUGAAUGACACGCCCACCGAGUGGGACAUGGACGUUUUUUUCUCACGUUAUACUUCCUGAGGCCUUGACCCCACAGGCUGGCUCAGUCGUGGAAUUUGCAUCUUUUUUUGUUCCGUUUUUAAAAAUGGAAUUCAUGUCCUUAUGUUGCCCACGCACUUAAUUCCGACGUGGAUGACAAACUUCCUUUUGAGUUGGACAGUGGGAACAAAACGGGACAGAGUUUUUAGGGAAUGUGGACGCAGUCUCGCAUCAUGGAGAUUUUCUUACAUUUGCUGUUUUUUUUCCUCUAUCACUUUCUCUCCCUGCGUCUCUCUCUCCCUCUUUUUCCUGUCUCCCUGUGUUUUCCUUUCUUUUUUUUGUAACAUUUUCAACUCUUUUUAUCUUUUAAGACCGUGCAGCACUUGGCAGUGAGCUGGUAUGGCCUCAGCAGAUAAAGUCAUUCUUAUAGAGGCUUACAGACGGAUCAUUAUUUAUCGAGAGCUGCUAACAGUUUAGCAUAGCAUAAUAGCAUAGCAUACUGUAGCAUGGUUGUUAUGUUAUUGUGUUGUCAGAGAUUAGCAUCACUGAUUAGCACCACUUGCAAGAACAGAGAGAGAGAGAGAGUAGCUCUAACACAUGUGUUGUCCAAUCUUGUCUAGAUUACGUUCACCUGCUUUGUAAGUGUGUGUGUGUGUUUGUGCGUGCGUGCGUGCGUGCGUGAGUGAGUGAGUGAGUGAUCGCAGUGCCUUUUCUCCUCUGGUCUGGAAACACAUCUCAUGAUUACCUUUGAGGCAGCGAAAUCCUAAUGUUUUAAUUACAGUGACCUUUUGUAUCAGGGUAUACACACACACACAUGCGCGCGCGCGCACACACACACACACACACACACACACACACACACACACACACACACACACACACACACACACAAUUUAUUUGUGGUGUACUGUAUGCUACCUUCUCUUACUCGUAAGAGACUUGGCCCCACUUUCAUUGGGGUUUUGACCAACAUCUGUAUCACAUCCAUUCUUAAUUAGAACACACACACACACACACACACACACACACACACACACACACACACACACACACACACACACACACACACACACACACACACACACACACACACACACACACACACACACACACGUAGAGCUAUCCUCCCUGGUUUUGGCACAUAAACAUAGCCAUCCUUUCUGCCACUAGCAAUCACUGUAGCACUGCGUAGAAGAGAGCGUCACCAUCUCGCUUGAUUUUCUUUCCAAGCCUGUCAGAGAUUGUCAGUUCAUGUUUACGUCACAGAACAGCGGUGUUUUGUCUUGAAAUCCUGAAUUGUGCAUAUCCAGCAUUAUUUGAGAUGCUGCAGAAAAGCCUUGAGGGACUCCGAGGAAGAGUUCCCCCACUUUUUCAGUCCAACCCACAGCGUGCAUUGCUAGUGGGUUGCCUUCUUCCACUCUUUCCUCCCCCCCCCAUAAAGCCUUGCAGUUAGCUCCAGCCACUUGCAGUCCAGUUCAGUUGUGUUCUGUUUUCCACCAUCUUUGGCCUUACAGCAAAAAUAUUGACUACAGCUUUCAAAAACCUUACUCGUCACAUUCAACAAGGCCCUCUGUAAAUGUCCUUUGACUCAUUCAGUUUUGAGGAAAAAAAUGAAUCGGCUUGUACGCCACUGUUUUCCUUCAUUAGGAUUAAUAAAAGACAUCCAAAGACACUGCAGUACAUGACUGGGCUGACACUGUAGUCUGUGUGGAGGAGAGGGCUUGUGGGCCAGAAUGGAUGUCCUCGGUCGUAUAGGGUGAGGGAAGGCAGAGGAGUUUGGCCCAGGAAGCUGGAGGCUGUCAUCAUGUUUUAGCGUAUGUAUCGCACGCUAGUGCAUUCGGCGUGUUUGUGUGACGCCUUUUGAAGUUAACACGUGCGCUUCAGACACAACGGUAAAGCGCUUUCUUGCACUUUUGACACGUGACGAGGUUUUCGCAGUUUUCCCACCGUGACUGUGAUUUUCUUUUGGCACACCGCAUUUCUGUUGCUAAACGCUUUGCUGUGCCAUAACCAAAACCAUCCCUAAACCUAACCUGUCAGUAAAGCAAUGUUUCUGCUGCUUUACUUUUGCCAAGAACAGCGUCAUUUGGCGAAUUUCUAGCUAAAUCGUGCCCAAACCUAAACCAACCCUAAACCUCACCUGUCACAGGGCGUUGUGGAGCACGCCUUAACUUGCAAAGGCGUAUUGGAUACACGCGAUAGUGGGUUCAAAUCAGCGUGUCAUCUAUGCGCAAUGCAUGAUGACAUGUCGGAAGCUGAGAUGAACACAACUGCACUUUCCCCCCGGGGAUCAAUAAAGUUGCUCUACUCUACUCUACUUCUUCAAUAGCCUGGUGAGCCAGGCUAAUACAUAAAAAUAUUACCCUGAAAUUGCUCGGUUCAGUUAGCUGAGGGCUGUGUGUGGAUGGGACCAAACCGUUAUGCCGCAAUGGUUAGAAUGGCAUCUGCACUGCCUUUGCCAAUGCUAUGACCAAUUAAGUCACCGCCCCAAAUAUCCAAACAGACAGGGGGGAAAAACUUGUUAUUGGUGUGUUGUGAUUGGUGGACCCAGACUGAUGCCUCUUGUUGUGAUACUACAAGGACAAUGGUUAGACCAACUCACCAGGAAAACAAAUAAUUGUCCGCUAGGCGGAUUUGUCUGCGUCAGCUAUGCUACUUAGCUUCUUUUUCCUAUCAUGACUUAAAUGAAUGAGACCAUCUUCAUAGGUCACAAGAGCCCGUUUCUGGUUUCUUGAUGAAGUACCAUUGUAAAAAAAAAAGUGUGUCUAUUGUCUGUCCGUCUGCACUAUUAGCAUGGAUUUUGAACGAUUUGUAUAUAUGGAUGAUGUCAAAAGAGGUGUUGUCUGAUGUGCUGAUAUGGUCGAUAAAAAAUGCCACUGUUUUUAUGCCACUGCAGAAAGGCUGUGGGAGACCUUUUUGCUUUUUAUUUUCAUUUUAUUUUUUUUAUUCUUAGAGGAUGCUGUAGGCUUGAAAUAUUUCUCUUUAUCCCGAAGCGCCUAUGUUUCUACUGUUUUUGCAUAUUGAAGAAUUUUAAUUUUCUUAUCAUUUUUUGAAAAUAUCUGGUUUUACUGUAAUGGGCAUUUUGGUCAAUUGUACUUGAAAUGUGCCUCGCAGGGUUUUUCUUGUUCUCUGAGAGGCGUCAGGAUGAGUUGGCCCAACUUGAGUUAACCCUUUGUACAUUCAUUUCCAGAGUAUGCAGUACUUGAUGUGGCUUCCAUUAAGGUCGUAGCCUACUGUACAUACAGUUGUGUUCAGUAGCCAAUCAAAUAACAUCCCACUCUCCUCUGAUCGCAUCUCACAAGGUGAUUGGCUGGACAGAAGAGCAGUGAGAGA
Molecule: messenger RNA, 4757 nt
Organism: Engraulis encrasicolus (European anchovy)
Lineage: Eukaryota; Metazoa; Chordata; Actinopteri; Clupeiformes; Engraulidae
Gene: pcgf5b
Product: polycomb group ring finger 5b
Exons: 9
Coding region: 628-1338 (236 amino acids)
Biological process (GO): regulation of transcription by RNA polymerase II
Cellular component (GO): PRC1 complex
Source: RefSeq, a predicted model, not a curated record